GCUCCGGGUGAUGUCCUUUAUGGAUGUAAUAUAUGAAAAGUAGUGCAACUGUAACGCAGAGUAUCCACACUUGACUUGGUAUUUUGGUUCAGGUAGGCACCACGCAGAGUAUUUUCCUCCGUCAGUGUGAGCAUGCGCAGUGUGCAGACGCUGGGACUCCAUUCGGCAGAGGUUUCCCUGAGCCUCUGCAUCCCGAACAGCUGUCCGCUGUGAUAAUAACUUCACCGGCUCUACACAAACCCCGCGACCAUGAGCGCAGAUCAUGCACACGGGAACUCGCAGGUCAAUUGUGGAUCCAAAGGAAGCGACGCCCACAAACAUAAAGACAAGCACAAAGACAAAGAACACCGACACAAAGACCACAAGAAAGACAAGGAGCGAGAGAAGAUCAAGCACAGCAACAGCGAACACAAGGAGCACUCUGAGAAGAAACACAGAGACAAAGAGAAGCUGAAGCACAGCAACGGGAGCUCAGACAAGCACAGGGAGAAACACAGAGAGAAGAGGAGAGAAGACAAGAUCAAAACAUCCCAAGUAGAAAAGCCAAAAAAGGAGAAAGAGAAUGGAUAUGUGAGAGAAAGAAGUCCGGCCGCCAUCAAGAGCGAACCUGAAGAAGACAACGGCUUCUACUCGUCUCCCCAACACAACAAGACGUCCAAACGAGAGUACGACGAUGAAGGAUUUGAAUACAAGCCCAAAAAAGUGAAGACGGAGCACGACAAGAAGGCCAAGAAGAGGAAACAUGAGUACGAAGAGGAGGACGAGGACGAGGACAUCAAGAAGAAGACAAAAGACAAGAAGGCCACGGAGGGAAAGAAAGGGAAAAAAGAGGAGGAGGAGAAGUGGAAAUGGUGGGAGGAGGAACGAGCCACCGACGGAUCCAAAUGGCGCUUCCUUGAGCACAAGGGUCCAGUGUUUGCUCCGCCGUAUGACUCCAUGCCUGACAAAGUCAAGUUCUACUAUGAUGGUAAGCCCAUGAAACUGAAUGCUCCUGCCGAGGAGGUUGCUACGUUUUUCGCCAAGAUGUUGGAUCACGAGUACACCACCAAGGACAUCUUCAGGAAGAACUUCUUCAAGGACUGGAGGAAGGAAAUGACAUUGGAGGAGAAAUCAAAGCUCAGCGACCUGAACAAGUGCGACUUCGGUGAGAUGAGUGAGUACUUCAAGGCCCAAUCAGAAGCCAGGAAACAGAUGUCCAAAGCGGAGAAACAGAAAAUCAAAGAAGAGAACGAGAGACUGCUCCAGGAGUACGGUUUCUGCAUCAUGGACAACCACAAGGAGAGGAUCGGAAACUUCCGCAUCGAGCCGCCGGGACUGUUCCGAGGACGAGGAGAUCACCCGAAGAUGGGGAUGCUGAAACGCCGCAUCAGACCCCAAGACAUCAUCAUUAACUGUAGCAAGGACUCCAAGCAGCCUAAACCUCCCCCAGGGACAAAGUGGAAGGAGGUUCGACAUGACAACAAGGUGACCUGGCUGGCUUCUUGGACGGAGAACAUCCAGGGAUCCAUCAAGUACAUCAUGUUGAAUCCAAGCUCCAGGAUCAAGGGGGAGAAGGACUGGCAGAAAUAUGAGACUGCUCGUCGGUUGAAGAAGUGUGUGGAUCGCAUCCGUACCCAGUAUAGAGAGGACUGGAAGUCAAAAGAGAUGAGGAUCAGGCAGAGAGCGGUGGCUCUUUAUUUCAUAGACAAGCUUGCACUGAGGGCGGGUAACGAAAAGGAGGAAGGUGAGACGGCGGACACCGUCGGCUGCUGCUCGCUGCGGGUGGAGCACAUCAAGCUGUACCCCAAGAUGGACGACCAGGAGUAUGUGGUGGAGUUUGACUUCUUGGGAAAGGACUCCAUCCGCUACUACAACAAGAUCCCCGUGGAGAAGAGGGUGUUUAAGAACCUCCAGCUGUUUCUGGAGAACAAGCAGCCUGAAGACGACCUCUUCGACAGACUGAAUACUUCUAUCCUGAAUAAGCACCUUCAGGAGCUGAUGGACGGCCUGACGGCGAAGGUCUUUCGCACCUACAACGCCUCCAUCACCCUGCAGCAGCAGCUCAAGGAACUCGCCUGCCCUGAGGACAGCCUCCCAGCUAAAGUCCUGUCUUACAACCGGGCCAACCGGGCGGUGGCCAUCCUCUGCAACCAUCAGAGAGCUCCACCCAAAACAUUUGAGAAGUCCAUGCAGAACCUUCAGACCAAGAUUGAUGAGAAACAGAAUCAGCUGUCUGCAGCCAGGAAGCAGCUGAAGGCUGCCAAGGCUGAACACAAGGCUUCCCAUGACGACAAGAGCAAAAGGAUUGUGGAGUUGAAGCGUAAAGCUGUCCAGAGGAUAGAGGAGCAGCUGAUGAAGCUCCAGGUUCAGGCCACCGACCGAGAGGAGAACAAGCAGAUCGCUCUGGGCACCUCCAAGCUCAACUACCUGGAUCCCCGGAUCUCUGUCGCAUGGUGCAAGAAAUGGGUCGUUCCCAUUGAGAAGAUCUACAACAAGACCCAGAGGGAGAAGUUUGCCUGGGCGAUAGACAUGGCAGAGAAGGACUACGAGUUUUAAACACACUUUGACGUUUUAUCUUUUCAAAACACGCCUUUGAUUGUAGAGGUUUGUAGUCGAUGUCAAAUGAUCCCACAGUGUGUGGUCACGGCACGACUGUUGGAGCUGUGACAUCAGUAUAUAUAUAUAUAUAUAUAUAUAUAUAUAUACAGGUAUAUAUAUGUGUGUAUAUAUAUAUAUAUAUAUAUAUAUGUGUAUAUAUACACACAUAUGGAUUGGCUGUGAAUAUAGGAACGAAGCUGCCAAUGGGCGACUCUCUUAAAAUAAAUGACAGUAGUGUGUAUGUAGCUGCGGCUAUCUGCCCACCAUUAAAACACCGAUGAACACGUUAGUAUUAUCUUUAGUCACGACACGACUGUACUGAGAUGUGUAAGCCAUCAGACUUUGCUGAGACGUUCUAUAUUCUCAUAGAAUAAUGAAUUAAUAAAUGUUUGUACGGGGAGGCUGCGAGGAGCAACACGAGAGAGAUAAUAGGAUGAAUUUCAAUUUGUGGAAUUGUGUGAACGAUUGGUACAAUAAAAUGACAGACUGGUGGCCGUGUGAAGUAUAGAAAACCCCACUAGCACUAAGUUCAUGUAAUUAUUAGCACACAGAAUGUCAUCUUUUUCAUUUAGUUUGGUUUGCUGUUUUAUUUCAGGGAUGUACAUAUUUAUUUGUCAUUUUUAAGUAACUAUGAUUCAGCGUUUUAUAAAGCAAUGUGUGCUGUAUGCAUCGUCAACAAGAAGCUCUUCAUUGCUUAUAUGCAACUCGUGUGUGUGUGUGUGUGUGUGUGUGUGUGUGUGUGUGUGUGUGUGUGUCCACAGAUUUACAGUCGUAACAAUCCUCUCGUGUUUUACUUGAAACAGCUCAAGUACGACAUUGUGUUGUCGUGUUUUCGUGUUUUCGUGUACCGGAGCUGAGAGAGACUGUUCCUUCACAUGGUUUUCUAAGAGGGACGUGGAUUUAAAAACAGAAGGAUCACAGAGGAGGUCCAUCAUUGUAGUGUUUGUAUCGCUGUGAAUAAGCAGAAAAGUGUGCUUCUUAAGGUUUUCCAAAUGUGAAUGGAUAUUAUAACUUUUGUCAUUAAUAUUUUGUGCUAUUUGGUCAUUUAUCACACAACUCUGGAUUGGUUGAAUGCUUGUUGUUUUGAGCUUUGUAGUUUUCAGAAUAAAACAUCGAUCUUUUCCUUUUUGUUUUUAUUAUGUGUGUAAAAAGGGAUUAAAUCAAGCCGAUCCACUGAGUAUACAAAGAGAAACACAAUCCUGUCAGAGAUGUAAUCAACUGAUCGGUCAGGUCAGAGGUCAUAGUUCAAUUACCAAUAAUCAAAAACAAUUGAUUUCCUGAUAUAGUUUCUAUUGUCGUUGUUUUUGUUGACAGAAGAGACAUUUGUCAAUUAUAAGAACAAAACUUCACCUUUUAUUGGUAAUUAUAAUAAUAAUACAGCUAAUUAUGAAGUACAGUAUAAGGUCUGUCUCUUUAAGAGGCCGGUAACAGGCGCUCCUACUGGAGGCACAAGCUGCGUCAAGCUAACGAGAGAACCGCAGCAUUACCGGAAGUAGGGGAAUUAUGCCAAAAUAAAUCAAAU
This is a messenger RNA of Anarrhichthys ocellatus (wolf-eel), 4099 nucleotides long. It is a transcript of the gene top1b, whose product is annotated as DNA topoisomerase Ib. Gene Ontology annotation, biological process: DNA replication; DNA topological change; chromosome segregation. The transcript has 21 exons. Gene Ontology annotation, cellular component: chromosome; nucleolus. Gene Ontology annotation, molecular function: DNA topoisomerase type I (single strand cut, ATP-independent) activity; DNA binding. The coding region runs from base 250 to 2535 and encodes 761 amino acids. Lineage: Eukaryota; Metazoa; Chordata; Actinopteri; Perciformes; Anarhichadidae. The record is from RefSeq and is a predicted model, not a curated record.